AUGCUCGUGCUGUUUGAGACAGCCGCUGGAUAUGCAAUAUUCAAGGUUCUUGAUGAGUCGAAGCUGCAACAGGUCGACAGCCUGUAUAAGGAGUUUGAAACUCCUGAAAAGGCAAACAAAGUUGUGAAACUAAAGCACUUUGAGAAGUUUCAGGACACAACGGAAGCCUUAGCAGCCGUCACUGCCCUCACCGAGGGAAAAAUUGGCAAGAGUUUGAAGAAAGUGUUGAAGAAAGUUGUUGCCAAGGAAGCUCACGAGCAGCUGGCCAUCAGUGAUGCAAAACUUGGUGGGGUUAUUAAAGAUAAGCUGGACCUGAGCUGUGUGUACAGCCCUGCUGUGGCUGAGCUGAUGAGAUGCAUAAGGAGCCAGAUGGAGAGCCUCAUCACUGGCCUUCCUCCCAGGGAGAUCAGUGCCAUGUCUCUAGGAUUAGCUCACAGUUUAUCCCGCUACAAGCUGAAGUUCAGUCCAGACAAAGUGGAUACUAUGAUUGUGCAAGCUAUCUCUCUUUUGGAUGAUUUGGAUAAGGAGCUAAACAACUACAUUAUGCGCUGCAGAGAGUGGUACGGCUGGCACUUUCCUGAGCUGGGAAAAAUUGUCACAGACAAUUUGGCAUACUGCAAAGCUGCUCGCCACAUUGGUGAUCGCACAAACGUGGCGGGCUCUGAUCUGUCGGACUUCCUCCCUGAGGAAAUUGAAGCAGAGGUUAAACUGGCUGCUGAGAUCUCCAUGGGAACAGAAGUCUCGGAACAAGACAUCGGCAACAUUAGGCACCUAUGUGAUCAGGUGAUUGAUAUUUCAGAAUAUCGCACUCAGCUGUAUGACUACUUGAAGAACCGAAUGAUGGCAAUCGCUCCUAACCUGACAGUAAUGGUGGGAGAGCUGGUGGGCGCUCGGCUCAUCUCACAUGCAGGUUCCCUUAUGAAUCUGGCAAAGCAUCCGGCCUCCACAGUGCAGAUCCUCGGAGCUGAGAAGGCUCUGUUUAGAGCCCUGAAGACUCGCAAAGACACACCCAAGUACGGUCUCAUCUACCAUGCCUCCCUAGUGGGCCAGACCUCUGCCAAGAAUAAGGGCAAGAUCUCUAGAAUGCUCGCAGCUAAAGCAUCCUUGGCUAUUCGCUAUGAUGCCCUGGGAGAGGACACUAAUGCAGAAAUGGGAGUGGAGAACCGUGCCAAACUGGAGGCCAGGCUGCGCCAGCUGGAGGAGAAGGGAAUCCGAAGAAUCAGUGGAACAGGCAAGGCGAUGGCAAAGGCAGACAAAUACCAGCACAAGAGUGAAGUGAGAAUAUAUGAUCCGUCCGGCGAUUCUACUAUUCCCUCCACCUCAAAGAAGAGGAAGUUUGAGGAGGUGGAGGAGGAGGCUGAAGAUCCCAUAACACCUGUAGUCAAAUCCAAAAAGCCCAAAAAGGAACGAGUAACAGAAGAAGCAGCAGAAACGUCUGCUGCUGCUGCUGCAGAGGAGACCCCCAAGAAAAAGAAGAAGAAAAAGGACAAGAAAGCGGAGGAACCUGAGGAGGAAGAAGAAGAAGUGGUAGCAGUAACGGAGUCAACAGAGAAAAAGAAAAAGAAGAAAAAAAAGGUCAAGCAGGAGGAAGAAGAUGACUGAAAUAAUGGACAGUGUAUAUAUUUUCUGUUUUUGUCAUUUUAGUUUUGUCAUACAUUUACAUCUAUCAAGAGCAUAACUGUAUUGAGGGCCUCAAAAAGAGUUCACGUUAAAGAACAAUCAUCAGUGGACUUCAUUUUUUAUAACUGCGGAUAAGAUGUGGUUUGAAAUUAGUAUAUUUCCAGUCAUAAAAUCUGUGAAAAAUGUAAAUCUUUUUUAAGUUUCUAAUCUUCUAUCCUGGUUGACUGUUUUUAUGUUGAUUUUUAUUUGCAAAACCAUUUGUAUCAGA
Molecule: messenger RNA, 1888 nt
Organism: Etheostoma spectabile (orangethroat darter)
Lineage: Eukaryota; Metazoa; Chordata; Actinopteri; Perciformes; Percidae
Gene: nop58
Product: NOP58 ribonucleoprotein homolog (yeast)
Exons: 15
Coding region: 1-1602 (533 amino acids)
Cellular component (GO): box C/D methylation guide snoRNP complex; small-subunit processome
Molecular function (GO): snoRNA binding
Source: RefSeq, a predicted model, not a curated record